AUGAGCUCAAAUAUGAAUUUAACAAAAGAAAAAAAAGAACGUGGCCAAAAUUUUCGUAAAGAGGAAAUUGACUCCUUAAUAAUGUUGAUCGAAAAACACAAAAAAAUCAUCGAAAAUAAAAAGACGGACGCUAUGACAUGGAAAGAAAAAGAAGCAUGUUGGAUAAGACUGACCAACGAGUUUAACAUACAAUCCGAUAUAAAUGAGGAUGAUUCAGACCAGGAGGCUCAAACAGAAGAAGAUUCCAAUGUUGUUGAUACUCCAUCAUUUUCACAAUGGAAACCUUACACAUUAAAGAGAAAGGCCACAGAAUGUUUGCAAGACCAGGAGGCUCAAACAAAAGAAGAUUCCCAUGUUGUUGAUACUCCAUCAUUUUCACAAUGGAAACCUUACACAUUAAAGAGAAAGGCCACAGAAUGUUUGCAAGUAUCAAACAGAAAAACGAUCAAGAGGCCAGAAAAUGUAGAACGUAAUGAGUCUGUUGCAGACCAGGAGGCUCUAACAAAAGAAACGGGAAAACAUACGCCAUCAUUCUCAAAAUGGAAACCUUCCUCCUUGAAGAGAAAAACAACUGAAUGUUUGCAAGUAUCGAAGAAGAGAAAGAUGAUAAAGAGGCCAGAAGCUGUAGAAAGACACAUACAAGAUGAGGCAGAAUAUAAAAAAAAGAAAAGAGAGCUGACCCUAAAAAAGUUGGAAGUAGAUCUACAAGUUUCAGAAUUAGAGGUUGAAGCAAAGAAGCUAGAUAUAGAAAUAAAAAAAGCAAGUUUAAAAAAAAUGCAAAACCAAUAUCAAUUUGAUUAA
This is a messenger RNA of Psylliodes chrysocephalus, 801 nucleotides long. The record is from the annotation of a GenBank genome assembly. Lineage: Eukaryota; Metazoa; Arthropoda; Insecta; Coleoptera; Chrysomelidae.